Messenger RNA from Penicillium riverlandense, 1680 nucleotides. Its product is annotated as MFS general substrate transporter. Lineage: Eukaryota; Fungi; Ascomycota; Eurotiomycetes; Eurotiales; Aspergillaceae. Gene Ontology annotation, biological process: carbohydrate transport; transmembrane transport. Gene Ontology annotation, cellular component: membrane. Bases 1 to 1680 code for a protein of 559 amino acids. The transcript is spliced from 2 exons. The record is from RefSeq and is a predicted model, not a curated record. Gene Ontology annotation, molecular function: carbohydrate:proton symporter activity.
AUGGGCAAACCACUGGAUCCCGUGGACCUACCCUCUGAGUACCUACCCUCUGAGUACCUACCCUCCGAUAGCGAGUACCAGUUGUCAGACGUCGACCCCGCUACAAAGAACGCCACUGACCAAAUCCAAACGCCCAAGACAAACGACAGUACAUCGCAAGAAUCCUUACUACAAACAAUCCGACGAUAUCCCAGGGUUGUGGGCUAUGUCUUCGGUCUCUUGUCAGUAUUUCUUCUGACGGGAUACGACACUUGUGUAGUAGGCACCAUUCCCUCAGUACCACAAUUCCAAAUAGACUAUGGCGAGCAGUUUGGUCCCAACAAAAACAACUACAUUAUCCCCUCACUGUGGCUGUCGCUCUGGAAUGCCCUCCCAAGUAUCGGGCAAAUGGCAGGCGGUAUAGCAGCAGGGUCUUUGCAGGACCGAGUGGGCCGACGGUGGCCGUUAGCCGUGGGCAGCGUUCUAUCUGCUGUCGCAGUGGCUGUGACGUGCUUGUCGAGUUUGCCGGCAGACGUCCUGACUCGCCGCGUCGUGUUUCUCGUUGCGGAGAUAGUGCAAAGUUUCGCCUUGGGCAUGGCCCUGGCCGCUGCGCAGACAUACAUCUCCGAGACCGUGCCGACCAGCCUCCGUGGCCCCGCGAUGGCUCUCCUCCCGGCCUUCGACAUGAUCGGCCAGCUGCUCGGCUCUUUAGUUGUCUUGUUGUGGUCUGGCGGCACUUCCAGCAGCGCAUACAUGGUUUCCUACAAUUCCAUGUGGCCUUUUUCGGCGAUCCCGCUGCUGGUAGCCGUGCUUCUCCCCGAAAGCCCUUCCUACCUUGUUCGAAAGGGGGAUCUAGCUCGCGCACGCCGCUCCUUGAAGAAACUGCACACUGCCAGGGUGGACAGUAACCAGCUCCUCGAAGAGCUGAAGGAGACCAUUGAGUCCGAGAAGAAGGGCCAAGGCCAAAAGGUCUCCUACCGCGAUUGUUUCCGCGAUGAGAACAAGCGACGCACGAUGAUUUCCAUGUUUGGCGCUUCCAUGCCAGUUCUGUUUGGGACCUCUUUGCUGGCAUCUGCCAGUUACUUCUUGCAGACUUUAGGCAUGGAUGCUAAAGACAGUCUCUUGAUGCUCGUGUUGGGGGUUGCCCUAGCCUUGAUUGGCAACGGCGUAGGAGUCUGGCUGACCAGCUGUGUUGGUCGUCGGCGGCUUAUUUUGGUUUCCCUGUCUAUCACGACAGUAGUAUGGCUUUCCAUGGGAAUAUCAGGAUGUUUCUCAGGCAUCGCAACUGCCUGGUAUGCUGGUGCGUGUAUGGUGAUUGUCAGCGUAGUCUGCUCCAUGGGCGCAUGGCCCGCCUGCUUCGCAGUCGUGGGAGAAACCUCCUCGUUGCAUCUGCGAGCCAAGACCCAGGGUCUCUGUGUCGUCAUUUCUGAUCUGUGGAGCCUUGUCUUCAGUAUUGUCCUGCCCUACCUCUACAACUCGGACGCUGCCGAUCUGGGUGGUAAACUGGGGUUUAUCUAUUUUACUCUGGGAGUAUUCACUGUUUUCGGGACCUGGUGGAUGAUCCCAGAAAUGAAGGGGCGCAACAUAUCUCAAAUUGACUUCAUGUUCAGGAUGGGACUGUCGACGAGAAUGUUCCGCGGGUGGUCGGACGAGGUGGAGAGUGAAGACACACGGGUUUUGGCUCGGCGUUUGAGGCAAUAG